AUAAAACUUAAAAGAGAAGAUAAAAGAAAUGUGAAAAAAAGAAAGAAAUAAUUACUGUUUUCUUUGUCUUUCUAUAUGGUGGGGAUGUUUUUUUGGUUUCAUCUGUUGGGUUUCUCUCUUGUGGGCUCAAGUUUCGAUUCAUUUGAUUGGGUUUAACAAGCUCUAUCUCUUUCAUCCUCACCCUACAUUCCACACCUCACUGUGUGUGUUUGUGUGUGUGUUAUGUGUAUUUAUCUUUUCUCUUGAUUCUACUAUAGCAGGCUUUAUAUACAAGACUUAUAACCUCAACCUUACCUGCUCAAGGUGCGGGGUCAAUGAACAAAAAAGCAAAGAAAGUUCAUUUGUAAAAGCUAAAAGGUUUUAAAGCUUAAAGAAAGCUGAUUUCUCGCAAAGCAAAUUACUUUUCUUCAAUCCUCAUCUCUCUCUACAUCUCACCUUCUUCGUCUCAAGAACUAAUAAAGCUGAAACAAACGACUAUCUUGAUCACUUUUACGGAUAUUUGAUAGAUUUUGUCUUACAUAAAUCAACCCAUAUGUUAGACAACAACGACCACCAUAGCCACCACCUCGCUGCCGCGCCAUCUUCAUCUUCUGAUCCCUUCCUUUCACCGGAAAAUGGUCUUUCCAGCAAAAGGAAACGACGUCCCGCUGGCACGCCAGAUCCGGAUGCGGAAGUGGUAUCUCUAUCACCAAAAACAUUGUUGGAAUCAGAUAGGUACGUUUGUGAGAUCUGUAACCAAGGGUUCCAAAGAGAUCAGAACCUACAGAUGCACCGGAGACGGCAUAAAGUGCCAUGGAAGCUAUUAAAGCGCGAGUCGCCGGAGGUGAAAAAGAGGGUUUUCGUGUGCCCCGAACCGAGCUGCUUGCACCAUGACCCUUGUCACGCACUAGGGGACCUUGUAGGGAUCAAAAAGCAUUAUAGGAGAAAACAUAGUAAUGAUAAACAAUGGGUUUGUGAGAAGUGCUCAAAGGGUUAUGCUGUUCAAUCUGAUUAUAAAGCUCAUCUCAAAACUUGUGGCACUAGAGGCCAUUCUUGCGACUGUGGCCGAGUUUUUUCCAGAGUCGAGAGUUUUAUCGAGCACCAAGAUGCUUGUAUCGUCCGACGUGUCCAUCCGGACCUACCCGCAUUCCAGCCAGCAUGUUCAUCUCGAACCGCAUCGAGUACAAGCCCAUCAAGCGACACGAAUUUAAGCACCAUCCCAUCAUUGCAACGAAUGACACCAAUCCCACCUUGUGAGAAUCCUUUUUCACAACCUCAUGACACACAAAACAACUUGGAACUUCAACUCUUACCAUCAUCAUCAUUAUACGAACAAAUCAAUGAUAAUCGGACCAAUUUGAAGCUCUCGAUUGGAAGCGGAAUCAGCUUCCCAAAAGAAGAAGAAAAUAUGAAGAUGGCUAUGGCUGAAAAGGAGUUUGCCGAAGAAGCUAGACAACAAGCAAAGAGACAGAUAGAAACUGCCGAACUAGAGUUUGCUAACGCGAAACGGAUUAGGAAACAAGCGCAAGCAGAGUUGGAAAGGGCUAAGAUUUUACGCGAGCAAGCAACAAAGAAAAUUAGCGCCACCAUCUUGGAGAUCACUUGUCAUUCUUGUAAGCAACGGUUCCAAGCCUCCAGAAAUAACGGUGUAGCCAUUACAGUUGAGGAGAUGUCAUCGGCUAUAACUGAAGGCGAAGGAGAUUAAUUUGUAGUAUUUUUAAGCCAAUCCAUCUCCUUUUUUGUCGUUUUCCCUUUCCUUUAAGGACAAACCAGGUGCGCGAGGCUAUCGUAUGCGCGACGUCUAAGGGAAGUCGGGCCAACAUAGGCCUGAUAUACGCAUCUUUACCCUGUGUUUCUGCAAGAGGUUGUUUCGUUUAUUUAAUUUGUAUUUGUUUUCUUUGUGAUUUCAUUCAUGUUUUUUUAUCUUUUUCCUUAGGAAAAUAAUGUAUUAAUGUGUAGAUUUUGGUACUAUGAUGCUAAAUCUAGGAUUCCACAUUAUAUAGAUUUGAUCAGACCAAUCAAUGUACUAGUACCAAUUAGUUUGAAA
Molecule: messenger RNA, 2026 nt
Organism: Helianthus annuus (common sunflower)
Lineage: Eukaryota; Viridiplantae; Streptophyta; Magnoliopsida; Asterales; Asteraceae
Product: zinc finger protein SHOOT GRAVITROPISM 5
Exons: 3
Coding region: 533-1684 (383 amino acids)
Cellular component (GO): nucleus
Molecular function (GO): DNA-binding transcription factor activity
Source: RefSeq, a predicted model, not a curated record